UCAUCUCUUACCAAACAAAUAUCAUAAUACACAAGAAUUCUAAUUGUCACUCCUAAGUAUAACGAAAAUGGCUAAUUUGCUGAUAGCUCUUGGUGUUUUGGCUAUGGCUUCCUCAUUUGCCAUUGCCUAUGAUCCUAGCCCUCUCCAAGAUUUCUGCGUCGCAACUGAUGAUUCUGCUUCCGGCGUAUUCGUAAAUGGAAAAUUCUGCAAGGAUCCAGAAACGGUAACACCAGAUGACUUUUCUUAUACUGGAUUCAACAUUCCUAGAGAAACCUCACAACAGCUUGGAGUUCGCACAAAUCUCUUAACUGUGAACGACAUUCCUGGCCUUAACACAAAUGGUCUGUCCAUAGUUCGUAUUGACUUCACACCUGGAGGUGUAAAUCCACCUCACAACCAUCCUCGAGCUGCAGAAAUUAUCACUGUCUUGGAAGGAACUCUAUAUGCAGGUUUUAUCACUUCGAAUCCCGAUCACCGCCUUUUCGCCAAGGUUUUGAAGCCAGGGGAUGUUUUUGUAUUCCCAUUUGGGCUUAUUCACUUCCAAAUGAACAUUGGAAAAACCCCAGCAGUUGCUAUGGCUGCAUUGAACAGUCAGAAUCCAGGAGUAGUGACCUUAGCAAAUACAAUAUUUGGUGCAAUUCCAUCUGUUAAUCUUGAUCUUCUUGCAAGAGCAUUCCAUUCGGACAAGAAUAUAGUAGGUGAUCUUACAAAGCAAGAAUGGGUCAAUCCAUCUGACCUUAACAUCUAUUAAGAUUAUUGAUAUUAUGCAAGCAAAUAUAUAAUUUUUGCCCUCAUUUAAAUUGUUUAAUUUCAAUAACAUAUAAAGAAGAAGAUAAUAAGGGUGAGGAUGCUUAAUGAAAUGCCUCCUUCACUUAAGUUGUUUUUAAUUUCUAGCAGCAAUGUACUAUCUAAUAUUAUUCAAAGGGGAUGGCUACCCCUACUGUGUAGCCUAUAAUAUUAGACGGCCAUUAGCCGCUUAUAAGUCAAAAGAAUAAUGCUAUUGGCCUUUGUUUCAUUA
Jatropha curcas is the source of this 1018-nucleotide messenger RNA. RefSeq names its product germin-like protein subfamily 1 member 13. Gene Ontology annotation, molecular function: manganese ion binding. NCBI's taxonomy places the organism in Eukaryota, Viridiplantae, Streptophyta, Magnoliopsida, Malpighiales, Euphorbiaceae. The record is from RefSeq and is a predicted model, not a curated record.